Messenger RNA from Physeter macrocephalus (sperm whale), 6764 nucleotides. It is a transcript of the gene EDEM3, whose product is annotated as ER degradation enhancing alpha-mannosidase like protein 3. Lineage: Eukaryota; Metazoa; Chordata; Mammalia; Artiodactyla; Physeteridae. The transcript is spliced from 20 exons. Gene Ontology annotation, molecular function: calcium ion binding; mannosyl-oligosaccharide 1,2-alpha-mannosidase activity. Gene Ontology annotation, cellular component: membrane; endoplasmic reticulum. The record is from RefSeq and is a predicted model, not a curated record. Gene Ontology annotation, biological process: carbohydrate metabolic process; mannose trimming involved in glycoprotein ERAD pathway; endoplasmic reticulum mannose trimming. The coding region runs from base 168 to 2975 and encodes 935 amino acids.
GACCGGCUCGGUGGCUUCGGGAAGCAGCUCGGCGACGGCGGCCGCUCGCGUUCCUCCGCAUCCCGGCCUCGGCACGGCUCGCAGCCCCUUUGCCACCGGCGUCCGGCAAUGUGUCCCACCGGCCGGGCGUAGCAGCUGCGCGUGCGCGUGCGCGGAACCGCGGGGCCAUGAGCGAACCCGGCGGCGGCCGGGGCUUUGGGUCCUCGGUCCCCCAGCGAGCGCCAUGGAGCCUGGUGGCGGCGACGGCCGCGCUCUGCCUGGUGUCGGCCACGUCCGUGUGGACGGCGGGGGCCUCGCCCAUGAGUAGGGAGGAGAAACAGAAGCUUGGGAAUCAAGUACUGGAAAUGUUUGAUCAUGCUUAUGGUAACUAUAUGGAACAUGCGUACCCAGCUGAUGAACUCAUGCCUUUGACCUGCAGAGGUCGAGUUAGAGGCCAAGAGCCAAGUCGGGGUGAUGUUGAUGAUGCCUUGGGAAAAUUUUCCCUGACACUGAUUGACUCUUUGGACACUCUUGUGGUAUUAAAUAAAACUAAAGAAUUUGAAGAUGCGGUGAGAAAAGUUUUAAGAGAUGUUAAUUUAGAUAAUGAUGUAGUUGUAUCAGUCUUUGAAACAAACAUCAGAGUUCUUGGGGGUCUUUUGGGUGGACACUCAUUGGCCAUCAUGCUGAAAGAAAAAGGGGAGUACAUGCAGUGGUACAAUGAUGAACUUCUCCAAAUGGCAAAGCAAUUGGGUUACAAACUUUUACCAGCUUUCAAUACUACCAGUGGCCUUCCUUAUCCAAGAAUUAAUUUAAAGUUUGGUAUCAGAAAACCAGAAGCUCGGACAGGAACUGAAACAGAUACCUGUACAGCUUGUGCAGGUACCUUGAUCCUUGAGUUUGCUGCUUUAAGUCGAUUCACAGGAGCAACGAUAUUUGAGGAAUAUGCAAGAAAAGCUCUUGAUUUUCUCUGGGAGAAAAGACAGCGAAGUAGUAAUUUAGUGGGCGUGACUAUAAAUAUUCAUACUGGAGAUUGGGUACGGAAAGAUAGUGGAGUUGGAGCAGGGAUUGAUUCAUAUUAUGAAUACCUGUUGAAAGCCUAUGUCUUGCUUGGAGAUGACAGCUUUCUGGAAAGAUUUAAUACACACUACGAUGCCAUAAUGAGGUACAUAAGCCAGCCACCUCUUCUACUUGAUGUGCAUAUCCACAAGCCAAUGCUGAAUGCUCGGACUUGGAUGGAUGCUUUGCUUGCCUUUUUUCCAGGUUUGCAGGUCUUAAAGGGGGAUAUUAGACCUGCUAUUGAAACUCAUGAAAUGUUAUAUCAGGUGAUUAAAAAACACAAUUUUCUACCAGAGGCAUUUACCACAGAUUUCAGGGUGCAUUGGGCUCAACAUCCUUUAAGGCCAGAAUUUGCAGAAAGUACCUACUUCUUGUAUAAAGCUACAGGAGAUCCUUACUACCUUGAAGUAGGGAAAACACUUAUUGAAAAUUUAAAUAAAUAUGCUAGAGUGCCUUGCGGAUUUGCUGCCAUGAAGGAUGUUCGUACUGGAAGUCAUGAGGACAGAAUGGAUUCCUUCUUCUUGGCCGAAAUGUUUAAAUAUCUUUACCUGUUAUUCGCGGAUAAAGAAGACGUUAUUUUUGACAUAGAAGAUUACAUUUUUACAACAGAAGCUCAUCUGUUACCUCUUUGGCUGUCUACUACAAAUCAAAGAAUCUCUAAGAAGAACACAACUUCAGAAUAUACAGAACUGGAUGACAGUAAUUUUGAUUGGACUUGUCCAAACACUCAGAUUCUCUUCCCUAAUGAUCCAUUGUAUGCUCAGAGCAUUCGUGAACCCUUGAAAAAUGUGGUGGACAAGAGCUGUCCUAGAGGCAUCAUCAGAGUCAGAGAGGAGAGUUUCAGGAGUGGAGCUAAACCCCCUCUGAGAGCCAGAGAUUUCAUGGCCACUAACCCUGAGCAUUUAGAAAUCUUGAAGAAGAUGGGGGUGAGUUUGAUUCACCUCAAAGAUGGGAGAGUCCAGUUGGUUCAACAUGCAAUCCAAGCUGCUAGUUCAAUUGACGCGGAAGAUGGGUUGAGGUUUAUGCAGGAGAUGAUUGAAUUGUCAAGUCAACAACAGAAAGAACAGCAGCUACCUCCACGAGCUGUACAAAUUGUUUCUCACCCAUUUUUUGGCCGGGUAGUAUUAACUGCUGGUCCAGCUCAGUUUGGGCUAGAUCUGUCUAAACAUAAAGAGACAAGAGGAUUUGUUGCAAGCAGUAAACCGUACAAUGGUUGUUCAGAGCUUACUAACCCUGAGGCAGUGAUGGGAAAGAUUGCUUUGAUACAAAGAGGACAGUGCAUGUUUGCAGAAAAGGCACGCAACAUCCAGAAUGCUGGAGCCAUUGGUGGCAUUGUUAUUGAUGACAAUGAGGGGAGCAGCAGUGAUACUGCCCCUCUGUUCCAGAUGGCAGGUGAUGGAAGGGACACAGAUGACAUCACAAUCCCCAUGCUGUUCUUAUUCAGUAAAGAAGGAAGUAUCAUAUUGGAUGCCAUCCGGGAAUAUGAGGAGGUAGAGGUGCUCCUUUCCGACAAAGCAAAAGAUCGAGAUCCCGAGAUGGAAAAUGAAGAAGAACAACCAUCCUCUGAAAAUGAUUCUCAGAAUCAGAGUGCUGAACAGAUUGCAUCAGGUUCUCAGGAGGUUGAUUUGGUUGAUCAGGAGCCUCCUGAGGAAAGUUCUCUAAACUCUCACCCAGAAUCUUUGUCUCCAGCAGUUACAGACAAUGCUGCAAGCAUUUCUCCUUCUGAACAGAAUUUUAAUCCCACGGAAAACCAUGAGACUACAAGUCUUGAUGGUGAAUGUACAGAUUUAGAUAACCAACUUCAAGAACAAUCAGAAACUGAGGAGGAUUCCAAUCCUAAUGUUAGCUGGGGUAAAAAGGUCCAACCUAUAGACUCCAUAUUAGCAGACUGGAAUGAAGAUAUAGAAGCAUUUGAAAUGAUGGAGAAGGAUGAGCUCUGACUCACUAAAGUCUACCUGGUGGUAGGUAUUUCAAAAGAAAAGGUAAACUGUGGAUAAUAGAUACCCUGAUACUAAGCAGGCUCUCUCAUGGGAGGCUCUAAGUAUGGUGAUGAACAACCACGUUCUGACUGGGAGAGUUAGUUAUCAUAGGAGUCUGGAACAUGCUGUGUUAGAACUGACCUUGUUUAUAACUGUCCCAUCAAAAAUGCAAACUCACAGUUUCCCCCUCAGGUGACAGCAUUGCACCACCCUGCUGCAUCUCAGGCCAGGAAAAAAUUAUUGGGCGUUUCUAGGAACCAGAUUUCUGCACUCUCUAGACAGUAGAUAAGGAACAAAUUCAGUUAACUAACUGUGAGGUGGGGAAUAAGAAUUUGUACAGCUUUCUAAUUGAAGGAAGCUCUCUUUUUUCUUGGUUUUGGGGUUAGAGGCUCUUUGCGGAAAACACAUAGCAGUAUUUUGGGCAUUCUGGUUAUGCUGCCUUCACAGAAACACUCAAAAGUGACCUAAGUGGUUAUGAAGCAAAUACAUUCAUGGUGAAAACAGUCUUUGCCUAUCAUUUUCACUUGCUUCAUUAUGUAACAUGAUCAAGAUGACUUGAUUUUUUUUCCCCUCUUUAACAGUAUCCUUUUCAUUUACCAAAGGUGAAGCCAGUGUACUUUCUUAGUGAGUUCUCUGCAUAAAGACUAAUCAUUGGGACCAGGUAAAAAGGUCAUAUAUCAUGGAAAUUGGUUACUUAAUACUUUUGAAAAAUGGAGCAAGGGAGAAACUAUAAUGUUGCAAUAUGAACUUGCCAUUGGGCCUUCCUUAAGGAAAGCUGCGACUACUCUGAAAUGGAACUUAAAGUUAUAUCUUUGUAGGGUAAAUUAUAAAUCUUUUCCAGUUCAUUUCAUUGGAGGUGAUUACCUCUAGCCAUCAGCCUUACUCCAUCCCAUGUUUAGAAUGCAUUUUGAGCCACAAGGCCUGUGUUGCCAAUAGCUGAAUAUAUUUUGUUCCAUUUAUCUAUCUUAGGGAGCCAUGAUAAAACUGUGGUAGUGAUCUAAAAAUUCUGGAGUAACUACUAUUUUUCCUCCUUUGAAACUAGUUUCUAAAGCUGCACCUAAGGAGUCUGUCACAUUUUCUGCUGAAUCAUGGUUUUUAAGUUUGCUUUUUUUUUUUUAACAAAUAUUCCUUCUGAUAUGGACUUGAAAAUUAGUCUAUGGUAACCUGUGUAAAAAACACAGUAGCAACUAUCAUAUAGCCAUAUAGCUUAAUGAGAAUUUUUUUUCCUUUGCGUGAGAGAGAGUGUGUGUGUGUGUGUGUGUGUGUGUGUGUGUGUGGCAGUCUGGUGCUGGCCAUAUUUAAGUUUUAAAAACUUUGUUGUUGAUAUCUGUAGACAGCCCUGUAAUUGAAAUCAUGGCUUUACCAUUUUAUUUAUUUUUUUAAACUUACCUGAAUCAGUUCUAAAGGAAUAUUUGAGACUUAAUUUCUUUUUUCUGUACCAUGACAUUAUAUAACAACCCUUUUUCUUAAAACACAGUUUUUGAGGUACUGAUGAACUUAAACUGUAUAUGGAGCUGUUAAAAGAACAGCAGUGCUGUAUUGUAGUUAUGUAUAUUCAUGUACAGUAUGUCUUAGAUCCCGGGUAAACAUGUUAUUUUAUAAGGGGAUAAAUAGCUGCUUUCAAAAAUUCCAGCUAAACUUAAUUGGGUCAGUGAGUAAUAAAUCUAAUAGAGAAUUCACUUUGAGGGGGGGAAAAAGAGUAGUAUACAAGACCUUUAUUGGCCCUUAAUUAAACCUGACACCAAAAUGGAUAUUUUUAGUCUCUCUGCAUGUGAAAUUUGGUGUAAGAAGAUAGAACUAUAAUACAUAUAGUAUACAGAAGGAUAGACAUAGUGCUUUGUUCAUCAUCUUAGUUGCAAAGCUGCCAAAAUAGCUGAAGCUUAAUUACUUGACUUGCCUUGAUUUAUAGGACUGGGGCUUGGAGAAAAGGAGAUGUUCCUUUAAGACUUGGAUUACAGAAGCCUUAUAUACAUUGAUUUUUCUUUUUGUAUCUCAGAGCCAUUGUUGUCUAAAAUCUAAAUUUUCUAAGUUACCAAAGCAACAUAAUUUUAUUUCCAGCAGAGAUCUUGUGGCAUACAAGGAAAAGCCAGCUUACUGCCACUUACCCUUUCUUUGGCCAUUAGGGGGAGUUGUUGCCAUUCAUUGUGGUUUAGAAGCAAAUUGCUGGCUUGUUUAGAAAAAUGAAUCCUUAAAAAAAAAGAAAAGGAAAAAAAUUUAACAAAUUAUACUUAAUACCCAGAAGGAAUUAUACGUGAUUUUUCCCUAGCUAGGAAAAGAAGGUAUAGUGUUCAGCUUCAAAACUCCAACAUUGUCAUUGACUCUCCAUUCUUUAUUGACAUACUGCCACAAAGUUGUUUUUUAUUUCAUUAAAAAAUUUCAACAUCAUUAGGCAUUUUAAAAAAUGUUUUGUUUUUAAAUCUUUUAUAGCAUUUUAUUUACUUCCUAAAGAUUCAGGGGAUUCUAUGUAACCCUGAAUUUUAGAAACAUCUGGUCUACCUCAGUUAGAUGUUGACUGCAUAGAGACAGAGCUGACGUGAUCACUACAGCCAUAAAAUUGAUUGACUAAGAAGGAUUUAUACAAUGUUUACAAACCUGGAAUCAAGUAAGGAUUUUAUCUGAAAGUAAGUUAAAAGUUAGAUAUUAGAGAAAGUAUUUAAUUCAGGUAUUUUCAAGUUUUAAAACUUCACUUGUUUACCUACUAAAAAUAGUUAUAGUUUUUUCUGCUUAGGAAGGUCCAUUAAAAUGAUAUACCCUAAUUUGCAGUGCUUUUCCUAUAAAGUUUUAGAUGUGAAAGAAUUGUAAUUUACCAGAUAUGUUUGGGAUGGGAUAUUUUGUUGGAUAGGUUUUCUUUUUCCUUUUUAACUUUUAAUAGGCUUCCAACAAGAAUACAAUUGUUUCAGAACAAUUUUUUUUUAACAUUAUACUUUUCCCUUUUUCUUCACAGUGUUAGAGGGUAAAAUAAAAAAUUGUGCACUCUGUGAUUUUAACUUCUCUAAUAUGCUCUCUUGAGAUUUUUUUUAAUUUAAAUUACCAUCUCGGGGCUUCCCUGGUGGCGCAGUGGUUGAGAGUCUGCCUGCCAAUGAAGGGGACACGGGUUCGUGCCCUGGUCCGGGAAGAUCCCACAUGCCGCAGAGCUUCUAGGCCUGUGAGCCGUGGCCGCUGAGCCUGCACGUCCAGAGCCUGUGCUCCGCAAUGGGAGAAGCCACAACAGUGAGAGGCCCGCGUACCACAAAAAAAUAAUAUAAAUAAAUAAAUAAAUAAAUAACCAUCAUCUCACAGCCCUUAUAAUCGUAAAACCAGCAUUUGUUCCCUCACCAAACCCCAUGCCAAAUUCAUCAUAAAGAAAGCUCAGCGUCAGUAAUUCAAAUAGUGCUUAUAAUUGUAGAGGUGGGGGUGGGGGCAUUUAAUAAAUAUUCCAACCGGUCGUUUUAUGCACAAGGCUUCAGUCAGAACAUAGAAAAAAAAAAAACAUUCUGUGAAUGAAAUAUUGUAUGUUCAGAUUUUAUAAAAGACAUUUUUAAAAGCCCAAUUUACAGCCGUAUAUUUUCUUAUGAUGUAAUUUAUGAAAAAGAUGUCUGUACUAACAGGUGCUGUAACACUACUGUUGGAUUUUAUUGUUUGUUUGUUUGGUGAUAAAUGUAUACAAUAUUUCUAAGGGAAACUAUGUACUGUGAUGUAAAAGUCUGGGCAAAAUGUAUAUAAUCCUUGUAUAUAAUUGUGUAUUUGAUUAUAAUGACUGAUUGUAAAGAU